AUGUUAAACUUCGUCACCGUUCAACACCAGCAGCAGCAACCGGUCAAGAAUCAAACCAAUAACACCGUCCACAUGAUCAAUGAUAUCGCCAAGAAAUUGGGUAGAGGGAAGAUGAGGUUUGGUUUGGUCAAUGUAGACCGCGACUAUACUCAACUAUUGCAUGGAUUAGAAGAUGUAGAACCAAUUCGGGUGAAUUUCGAUCGAGUUUCUGCUGAUCGGAAGUGGGAUGAUUUCUUCCGGGAGUGGAUUGACGAAGACGAGACAUGGGGACGGCCAAAGUGCCCUGAAAUCCCCAUGCCGAAGUUCCAGGACUACGAGAACAUUGAUGUGAUACUGGCCAAGAUUCCAUGUGGGACUAUUAGGGGUGGUGAGAAUGAAGGGGUUAGAGAUGUGUUUAGGUUACAAGUGAACUUGCCUUCAACAUGUAUCCGGCCACUGGUGGUGGCUAACAUGGUGGCAAGGCUAGGGUGGAGGGACCCUGAUUUUGGUGGUUCUCAUCGGACUGUAUACGUUGUGUUCAUCGGGUUGUGCGGACCCAUGGUGGAUUUCAGAUGUGAUGACCUACUAAUGCGUCAAGAGAAUUUUAGGGUGUAUAAGCCUGACAUUGGAAGGCUGAAGCAAAAGGUGUUAAUGCCUUUCGGGGCAUGCGAACUUGCCACUGAUGUUUGGAGAGUAAGAAUGGACAAACGCCAACCGAGACACGCCUAUGUAACAAUCUUACACUCGUCUGAAGCAUAUGUUUGUGGUGCAAUUGCUUUGGCUCAAAGCAUCAGGCAAACCAACUCCGCCAAAGACCUAGUCCUCCUCGCCGAUGAUUCCAUCACUCCCAAAUCUAUCGCCGGUUUACAAGCUGCCGGAUGGGAUGUCAGACGAAUCCAACGAAUACGAAGCGUCUUUUCCAGAAAGGGUUCAUACAAUGAGUGGAACUACAGCAAACUACGUGUGUGGCAAUUAACUGAAUACUCCAAAGUCAUUUUCAUCGAUGCAGAUCUUCUAGUCCUAGGGAACAUGGACAUGCUGUUCACAUACCCACAGUUAUAUGCCGUGUUAAACCACGAACACAUAUUCGACUCCGGCUUGAUGGUUGUAGAGCCAUCUAAUUGCAUGUUCGAAUACCUAAUGCGGGAAAGCUUCAAAAUCAAGCCUUACAAUGGUGGUGAUCAAGGUUUCCUCAAUGAAAUCUUUACGUGGUGGCAUAGACUACCUCAAUGA
Molecule: messenger RNA, 1212 nt
Organism: Argentina anserina (silverweed cinquefoil)
Lineage: Eukaryota; Viridiplantae; Streptophyta; Magnoliopsida; Rosales; Rosaceae
Product: putative UDP-glucuronate:xylan alpha-glucuronosyltransferase 5
Biological process (GO): xylan biosynthetic process
Molecular function (GO): glycosyltransferase activity
Source: RefSeq, a predicted model, not a curated record